AUGGCUACACCGCGAAUGUUUCAGUUAUCCAAGGGUAAGCCAAUCAUCCCUGAGCCUGGGCAGACAACCACAGAAGUUGUUCAAAGACAAGUAGAAGAAGUCAUUCGUAUUGCUCUACAGGGACAUGAGGGGGACCGCGUUAUCACCAGACCUGAAGAAUCGACCGACGCAGAGGGAAGUCAUUUGAGGCGAUAUAUGGGUUGGGGUGUUGGGAGAGAUCUGAGCGUUUUAGACUAUGGCCUUGAACGCGAUAUGUCUGCGUAUGAUUGGCAAGACCUAGAAAUUACAUCGCCAGCGCUCUUCGCCACGGAAAAGUCCUUCGCCGAGGUUCAUCGUGUCCUAACAGCAAUUUACAACAAUUUCUGGGUAUUUGCACCAGAGACCGCCGGCUUGCAUAUCCAUUAUGGACGAGGCAAGGAGUGGAUACCAAUCCAUCAUCUGCGCCGGAUUGCUGCUUUCCUUUACGCUGCUGAUCCAAUCCUAACUCAGAUGCACCCUCCUCAUCGCCGGGAAUCAGAAAAGAAUUUUUGCCCAAGUAAUCGGCACUACAGCGCCUUAGCACACGGCGUAUCACCGGCACAGGCGGGUAGACACCUUCGAGUAGGUAACCUUGACGAAGGACAUUAUGAGAAGGACUCGGUACCCAGUCCCCCUGAAUCAAGACCUGAACCUGAAACAAAACGUCCUGGAUUUAUCCCUAUCUUUAAACGAGGUACUCUCGAAGGCUACAAGUUUGACAAGAAUUACUUUGCUUCAGGUGAAAUUGAAUGGGCAGCAGAGGGAGGAUAUCUACCAGAGCGACAGGUAGGUAAAUCUUUAGAUAUCAUAUCUGGCGUUCGGGAGCUCCUGUCUGCCCUAAGCGGACCAGUAAUAUCCGUAUUGAUGCAGCACAAGACUUGGCGCCGUUGCGCGUACAACUUCGCGGCUUACGACGUUGGUGCGUACGGGGCGGUACAUAUAUACGGAGCCGGACCCUUUCUUCAAGCGCAGCCCAAGCGGACUAUUGAAUUCCGGCAAGCUACAGGUACAGUUAAUGCCGAUGAGGUUGUCGCUCACGCGCGAGUAGCUGUGCGCUUAUGCCUAGUCGAUGAGGCGAGGGUUAUCCAGAGACAGAUAGCUAAACAGCGAGGGAUUGAAAUUACUGAUGAAGGCCUCGAUGAUAUCUUCAACAUCGCUUAUUCACUCAAAACCCCGGCGAAAAAUGAUAUUAACCCCCCGCAAGAGAUUGCAGAUCGAUUGUCUAAGGUCUAUUAUGCUUGCGGUAUGCUUAUCCGAGAGUCCGCACUGCGAUUGAAACUUCUCAAAAAGAAUCGAGAACUUGCUCUAGCCUUAGAACAUAUCGACGAAGAGAGUGGGCUCGCCAAAAGGUGCAAAGAGCUACGGCUUUGGAUGGAGGCGAUCUGCAUUUAUUGCUCUGUUAUAGACAUUUUGCCGUAUGCGAUGACAACAAAUGAGAACGCGACACCACACGAGACGCUCGCUAUUAUAGAGAGACUCCAUGAUCGUAUCUCUUUGACCAAAACGGAAAUUUCCCAUCUCGACUUUGACGAUGAUAGAGCCGAGCUUCGAAGGGCUAUGAUUAUUGCAGAAAGCGCCCUCGAAACGCCUACUAUUCACAAGCAUUUCAUUAUACCAAGGCGCCCUUCAAGCAUUUACACAAGACGAGAAGAAGAUGUUAUGAUUAAAGCCGCAUUCGAGGAUAAGUCAUGUUUUAGCCAAAAGAGAUUCGUACUCUUCGGCAUGGGAGGUUCGGGGAAGACCGAGCUAGCGUUAAAAUAUGCAGAAGACUUCCGACAACUGUUCUGGGGCGUUUUCUUGAUUGAUGGUAGUUCUCGGAAGCGUGUGUCUGGGGGCUACUCGGACAUUGCCAGGACCGUAGGGAUUGAGCCUAACGAAGACUCUGCUAAGAAGUGGUUGGCCCUACAGAACAUGCCAUGGCUACUGAUAAUCGACGAUGUUGAUCCCUUUGGGAUUAACUUGGAAGAUAUACUUCCUGCUGGCCGUAAUGGGUGUAUUCUAUUAACUUCCCGCAGCCCUAGGUAUAAUCGCUACGGCACUGCCGGUAAGAAGUACAUGGGGGUUCGGCGCAUGGCAGAGGAGGAAGCCAUUCACCUCGUCCUCAAGGCAGCCGCGUUUCCAACCCCAUGGAGUAUUAACGACAAGAAGUCAGCAAGAGGGAUAGCUAAAGCUGUGGAUUCCUCCCCAUUAGCCUUGGUCGCCGCUGCGUCAUUCAAGUUUGAUCAUUUCUCACCGGAGGAAACUCCGUGA
Molecule: messenger RNA, 2268 nt
Organism: Daldinia childiae
Lineage: Eukaryota; Fungi; Ascomycota; Sordariomycetes; Xylariales; Hypoxylaceae
Exons: 5
Coding region: 1-2268 (755 amino acids)
Molecular function (GO): ADP binding
Source: RefSeq, a predicted model, not a curated record